GUGGUGUGUGUCGCGCGCGUUUUUUGGGUCCCACACGCGGAUUAUCUCGCAGGAUCGUGCGCGCGCUCUGGCUCUGGCUCGUUGCUGUGGCUCUUCGUGAUUGAUUCAGAGUUGUUGUCGGUUUUGGGGAAGAUCCCCGUGUGCGAUUGUAUUGUUUUGCCAGUGGGAUUAGUCACUGUUUUUGUUCUAGGUGGUGUUUGUGAUGCGCCAACUGGUGCCACGCGUCGCUGGCAUUGGUCAGUUUUCCGCAAAAGUCUAGGACCAGGUGCUAGGUUGGUGGUGGAAUUCAGUUUCUGAGAAUUUUUGCGUUGUUUUCUGCUUGUUAAAGGUCAGAUCGAGUGUGAAAAACUACUGUUUGAUUUCCUUUUGGAUUUGGCGACGUGCAACAUUUUUCCGAGCUUUAUCGAAGUGGUCGUUGCCGAAUGAGGAUUACUCCCGGUUAGUUAGGCGAUGUUGAUUCAGCAGCGCAGCAGCAGAGUGGAAUUAAAAUAGACAGCAUCACAAUCGAUCGCAGACACAGACGACGAGGAGCAGCGGCAGCACAAAGCUAGGGCACAGCGUGCUGCACGUCGCCAUUCGAGGAAAUUCGCUUUUAGCAAUCAAUUGUAAUUUGCAAAGUCGAAUCGAUCGCCAAGAGCCAACCGCGGUGUCGGGUGUGUGGUGACGGAGGUUUGGCGACAGCAGCUGAGGAAGAUUCGGUUCGGUGACACAAAAGGCUGAAACGUUUCUGGCUUGACGAUUAAUUGAUUUCUCGCCUGCGGUCCACAAGCGUGCCCCGAGUGGAGAAGAAAGAAGCGAAACGAGUUGUGCGAGUGAAAAGUGAUUAAGAGUUGUGAUUUUUUAAUUGAUUGCUUGUUUCUUUAUAUUUAUUAUUAAAGUCUACGCUUAAGUACCUAUUCAUCAUGGAAAAGACGGAAUUGAGCAAAGACCAGCUGAAAGUGCUGAAGGCUUCCUUCGAUGCGUUCGAUAAGGACAAGACGGGCAGCAUUCCCACCGACGUCGUCGGCACCAUCCUGGAACUGCUCGGCCACACAUUGUCAGAGGAAGAGCUGGAGGAUGUGAUCGACGAGUACGACGAGGACGAAUCCGGCCAGCUGGAGUUCAACGAGUUUGUGCAACUGGCGUCGAACUACGUGGAACCAGAGGAGGACUACGACGCGUUACGGAAGGAACUCCGAGAGGUGUUCAUGAUGUACGAUAAGGAAGCCAAGGGCUUCAUUCCAGUAGACUCAUUCAAACAGAUCCUCCGGGAGUUGGACGGUGCGGUGCCCGAGGAAGAACUGGACGAUAUUGUAGAUGAAAUUGAUGCUGACGGUUCAGGAACGGUAGACUUUGAAGAAUUCAUGGAGGUUAUGACAGGUGAAUAAACCCCUAUAUCCAUUGUAGUUCUGUUAUCGCACAUUGCUAAAAAUUCUAAUGGCCGCUGCACGAAGCUUCCCGCGAAAAGCUUGUCUGCUGUCACCGUCGCUCUCCAAAAAUAACCCAUUUCGUUGGCGAUUUCGAUCCGACACGAAAUUGUCGAUGAUGAGUUUUGUGGUAGAUAGCAACAACCAGGCACACUGAACGGUUUCUAGGUUGAGCGCCUGAUCCUCCGAAAAUCACACACACCAUCUGAUGCUUUUCCAAUAUUUACCGAUUUGUAGGUUAAGUUUCGCAGCAGCAGCCAGUGUUUCAGCGUCACCAAAGUCAGAGAGAUUGUUUUUUCUAGUUUAUUGCUAUUAUUACGAAUACUUUAGUUUACAUAUAAAGUCUAGUUCUAAGGUCAGGCAUAAAAGUUUUCGAUACGGAAGAAGGAAGCUAAAUCGUCAUCAACCUGUAUGGACCAUUAAAAUCAAUCAUAACGUCA
Aedes albopictus (Asian tiger mosquito) is the source of this 1846-nucleotide messenger RNA. RefSeq names its product troponin C, isoallergen Bla g 6.0101. Gene Ontology annotation, molecular function: calcium ion binding; enzyme regulator activity. The record is from RefSeq and is a predicted model, not a curated record. Bases 903 to 1367 code for a protein of 154 amino acids. Lineage: Eukaryota; Metazoa; Arthropoda; Insecta; Diptera; Culicidae. The transcript has 6 exons.